Pundamilia nyererei is the source of this 1874-nucleotide messenger RNA. RefSeq names its product coiled-coil domain-containing protein 18-like. NCBI's taxonomy places the organism in Eukaryota, Metazoa, Chordata, Actinopteri, Cichliformes, Cichlidae. The coding region runs from base 111 to 1874 and encodes 587 amino acids. The record is from RefSeq and is a predicted model, not a curated record. The transcript has 14 exons.
UCUCGCUGGUCUGCAGUCAGUCAGAUGGCCGUGGUGAUGAACAGGUUCAGUCCUGACUGCCUGAUGUUAUAAUAUCUUGUGGGACGGCUGAGAGACGGAUUGUUGCUGAGAUGGAGUCCAUUUCUGCUUCGAGGAAGAAGAUUGGCUGUGUGCGGCAGGAAAACGCCUGUCUGACUCUGCAGGAUGAGCAGCUCAUCAGUGACCUGGAUGCAAUGCAGUAUGAAAUGGCUACCUCCAAAUCUCAGGUCUACCUCAGGGGCCCUAGGGCUGGGGUUCACAACAAUGUGGUGGUCAUGAGUGAACAGAUUCGUCAGCUUGAAGCGGAGCUGGAGGCUCAGGCCAAAGAACUUAAGGCAGCAGAGCUGAGGGCAGAGUGUUGUCAGGAAGCUGCAGCUCACAGCGACAUUGUGGUAGCGACUCUUACUGAAGAGCUGAGCACACUCAGGGAGGAGCUGGAAAACAAGACGGCGUUAGGAAAACGGGCAGAGCAACAGAGGAAUCAAGCACUUGAAAAUGCAGAGAAGCUCAAAGAAGCCUUCAAAGAUUAUAAGGCUACAAUUUCCAUUAAGCUUAAAAGGGUGAUGGAGAGUGAAAACAAACUAAAAGGAAGUCUCAUAGAGUGUGACCGAGAGAAAGAGGAGCUGGAGAUGAAGUGCACUGAGCUGGAGAGACAGAAGGCAGAACACAGACAGACAAUUAGUCAGCUGACGGAGGAGGUGAAACAGUUUAAGGCUGCGGCCGCUCGCCUCCAAGCCCAAAUUGAAGAGGCUGGACAUAAAGCUUCGCACCUGGAGCGGCAGCUUAUGGAGCGAGGUGCAGAGUGCAGGGAUGUGGCCUCUUUGCGGAGGGAACUGGAAGACCUGCGGGCUGUGACCCACAGCCAGGAGCAGAAGGUCGCCCAGAGCCAGAAAGAGGCUCAGCUGAGCCAGACAGAGCUGGCCGGCUUGGAGGCCAUACUGUCCCUGCUGCAUCUGCGGGAGGGCACUUUGGGUCAAAUCUGUGCCAGUCCUUGCAUGUUGCCCCCAGUGGACUAUACGGGAGCUGCACACCUGAUGAAGCUAAAGCCAGGUGAGGGCUACCAGCAGCUCAUGCGAGUGCUGCAGUCAAAGGAAGCUGAGCGGCUGAAACAGAGCAACCUGAUCGAGCGGCUUCAGGAUCGUCUGAGCAGGGCCCAGGAGGAAAUCUCCUCCCUGCAGAGCUCCAUGGCCCAGAGAGCCUCCCACUACCAGAGCCUCCACACAGAGCUGCUGGACAAACUCAAACAAGCCACAGACACAGAGAAAGAGUUAAAGAAGAAGAAGGCACGAGUUGCCGCACUGGAAAAGCAGUUACAGGAGAAGACUUCAGCCUACAGUCUGGCUGCACUGAAAAACACUGAGCUGGAGACUCAAUUACAGGAGAAGACCAGCAGCAUCCAGCAUUACCAGUCACUGCUGACCAAAAAGCAACGAGAGUAUCAGCAGUCUCUGGAAAAGUGUCAGCAGUCUCAUUCUCACCAAUUCACAGAGCAGCAACAAAGAAUACAAAUGCUGCAGUUGUCUCUGGAAGAGGUUCAUCCUCUGGUGGCAGAGAUGGAGCAGGAGUUGAGUUCCCUCCAGAGGGAGCGAGACGAGGCUCAGAGAACAGCUCUGUUGCUGCAGAACUCUCUAGAUCAGCUCACACAGGAGAAGCAGGUGGAAGUCAGACAGAACGAGGAGUUUCUCCAGAGUUUCAAAGAGCAGGCAGCUCGCUCUGCAGCCAAGGUGUGUGAGCUGCAGUCGUCUCUGUCAGCAUGCAGAAAAGAGAUGAACUCAUACCUGCAGCAGAUAGAAGAGAUGAAGAAGAACUACGAGACCGAGCUGGAGAGGAACAAGGAGAAGGUACAGUGUUGGUAA